Baudoinia panamericana UAMH 10762 is the source of this 495-nucleotide messenger RNA. RefSeq lists its product as uncharacterized. Lineage: Eukaryota; Fungi; Ascomycota; Dothideomycetes; Mycosphaerellales; Teratosphaeriaceae. The record is from RefSeq and is a predicted model, not a curated record. Gene Ontology annotation, biological process: DNA replication, removal of RNA primer. The transcript has a single exon. Gene Ontology annotation, molecular function: RNA-DNA hybrid ribonuclease activity; nucleic acid binding. The annotation marks the transcript as partial.
ACCGUGAUCAUUGCAGUAGACGGCGCAUGCCGCAACAACGGCCGCCCAAACGCAGAGUCUGGUGUCGGCAUCUUCUUCCAUGAAGACAACUACCAGUGGAACGAGGUCGUGAAGCUCGAGACUGACAAUCACACAAGCCAGCGCGCAGAGCUUUACGCCGGUCUCUAUGCCUUGCGUGCCGCCAGGAGUCUCCGCAGAUUAAAUACCAGCAGGACUGGCAAGCAUCGUCGACCAGGCCCAAUGAGGUCGCUCAGACGUGUCGUCAUCAAGGCCGACUCGGAGUAUCUAGUCAAAGGCAUGACGGUAUGGAUCGAGAAGUGGCGGGCUAACGGCUUCAUCAAUGCCAGGGGCCUGCCGGUUGUCAAUGAAGACUUGUUCAGGGAGCUUGAUGAUCUGGUUCAGCAGCUGAAUGACAGGAGUGUAGAGGUGCAGUUCUGGCAGGUACCGAGAGCCCAGAAUGAGCCCGCUGACUGUCUGGCGAACGCAGCGCUGGAU